Molecule: messenger RNA, 1563 nt
Organism: Penicillium diatomitis
Lineage: Eukaryota; Fungi; Ascomycota; Eurotiomycetes; Eurotiales; Aspergillaceae
Product: MDR family MFS transporter
Exons: 4
Coding region: 1-1563 (520 amino acids)
Biological process (GO): transmembrane transport
Molecular function (GO): transmembrane transporter activity
Source: RefSeq, a predicted model, not a curated record
AUGGCGGAGGAAAAGAAUCUCGCCCAGAACACAGAUGCUCCAGAGACUCCCGAUGUGGAGCUUGAAGGCGCUCACGAUGAACCAGUCGACAGCGCCAACGAAGAAUAUCCCCACGGAUUACGUCUCGUGACUGUGGUGGCCGCAGUCAUGCUGACGGUCUUUCUGACGUCUUUGGAUCAAACUAUUGUUGGAACAGCCAUUCCAAAGAUCACAGACGAGUUUCAUGGCCUCAGUCAAGUGUCAUGGUAUGGAUCAGCCUACUUCAUGUGCCUUGGUGGUUUCCAGUCCUCGUGGGGCAAAGCAUACCGAUACUUCCCAUUGAAGUUGUGCUUUAUUGUGUCUGUCGUGAUCUUUGAAUUGGGUAGUCUGAUCUGCGGAGUUUCGCCGAGCUCUGUUGCGUUCAUCGUUGGCCGCGCUAUUGCAGGCGUCGGUGGUGCCGGUGUUUCCAGUGGCGGGACUGUGAUUCUCGCUUUUUGCGCGGAGCCCAAAAAGCGCCCGACAUUGAUGGGCUUUGUUGGUGUGGCAUACACAGUUGCAGCUAUUUGUGGUCUUGCUCUCGCGCUCCUGAUUGCCUUUUUCAAGACACCCAGCUCGGCGAGCGUGGUCCCGGCUACAUGGAUGCAGAAAAUUUGGCACAUGGAUCCUGUCGGGAUCGUUCUGUCCAUGGGCGCCAUCAUCAGCUUCAUCUUGGCCCUUCAAUACGGAGGACAAACCUACGACUGGAGCAGCAGUGUCGUAGUUGGUCUACUGGUCGGCUUUGUCAUCAUUCUUGCUGCUCUGGCCGUCGCAGAGUACUAUCAAGGAGAGUACGCUAUGAUGCCGCUGAGGCUCCUGAAAAGGCGAUCUCUGUGGACUGGAUGUGCCUAUCAGUUCUUUUUUGCCAGCUGCUACUUCCUCCUGCUCUACUAUCUGCCCAUAUACUUUCAAAGUAUCAGAGGGGGCGACGCUAUCCAAUCUGGGGUUGACAAUCUUCCAUUGGUCAUUGCAGGAUGUCUAGCUGUUCUUGCUGGUGGAAUUGCCGUCACAAAGACCCGCCACGCAACGCCUUUCAUGGCGCUCGGUGCAGCCUUGGCUACAGUAGCUACCGGACUGCUCUACACACUCGACGUCGACACCUCCUCAGCAAAAUGGAUCGGAUAUCAAAUUCUGGCAGGUGCAGCACUUGCCUUUCCAUUCCAGAAUGCGCUUAACAUUGCGCAAGCCGAUGUAGACUCGAGUGACAUUUCCACUGUCACUGCAACUCUCUAUUAUUUCCAAGUCCUCGGAGGUGCAUUCAGUAUUUCAUCUGCACAGUGCGCAUUUGUGAAUGUUCUGUUAUCAAGCUUGCGCACUUCAGCCCCUGGAGUGAACCCGCUUCUUGUGGUCAAUACCGGCGCCACGGAGUUGAGAUCUGUCUUUACGGCUGAGCAGCUUCAAGGCAUUGUGAGAGCCUAUAUGGAAGCCAUCAAGGCUUCUUUUGCCGUUGGUAUAGGCAUGGUUGGCAUCGCCUUUGUUUUGAGCCUGAUUUGUCCAUGGAAGAGAUUGCAUGCAGGUGCCGUGGGCGAUGCCAUGCCUGUUGGGUAG